Physella acuta is the source of this 2223-nucleotide messenger RNA. Its product is annotated as foot protein 1 variant 1-like. The record is from RefSeq and is a predicted model, not a curated record. NCBI's taxonomy places the organism in Eukaryota, Metazoa, Mollusca, Gastropoda, Physidae.
AUGAAACUCUUUGGGCCCUUGAUUUGGAUUACAUGCAUAGCUCUGUAUUGUGAGGCAAAGAAAUACACUGUAACAGAAGGAAGCACCUUUACGUGUAGAACUAGUGUACCACCAGAUAUUCAAUGUGUCAUAACAACAGUCGCAGAUAAAAUUAUAAACAUCUGCGAUUGGUACAUCAGCCAUGUAUGUUUAAUGUAUGGUUACACAGAUAACUUUCUAGCGACGUGCGACUAUGACUUAUCAAAAUCAGCAGAAAGUAUUCAAUAUGAAGGCGUCUUGACAGUACGAAAUAUCAAGAAUGAUAUGCUCAAACUAGCAUGUUUAGACGGCAAAGGCGAUGAGGUUGACAGCUGCGAAUUGGAUUUUGUUGGGAUUGACAUCACAACCCAAUCAACAGAACCAUUAUCAGAUGGCAGCCAUCUUGCUUUAAUCGUGUCAUUCCCAACAUUAUUGUGGAUCGUAGUGUGUGUGGUGUUAUCAACCGUAUGUGUGAUCAUUAAAAGAAGAAAAAUAAGACGUGCUCAGAGAGCGAACGUGCAAAACGUACUUGCUAGAGCCCACGCCUAUGCUGCUCAGCCAAAUCCAAAUACCCAGCAGGACCUUCCUGUCCUUGAACCACCGUCUUAUUCUUCGCUCUACUCAAGUGCUGUCUCCCCAUCGUGCUCAACGACACUGCAGAAUUCUCAACAGUACACGUCAUUACAAGACGUUCCUCCAGAGUACACGUCAUUUCAAGACGUUCCUCCAGAGUACACGUCAUUACAAGACGUUCCUCCAGAGUACACGUCAUUUCAAGACGUUCCUCCAGAGUACACGUCAUUACAAGACGUCCCUUUACAGUACACGUCAUUACAAGACGUUCCUCCAGAGUACACGCCAUUUCAAGACGUUCCUCCAGAGUACACGUCAUUUCAAGACGUUCCUCCAGAGCACACGCCAUUUCAAGACGUUCCUCCAGAGUACACGUCAUUUCAAGACGUUCCUCCAGAGUACACGCCAUUUCAAGACGUUCCUCCAGAGUACACGUCAUUUCAAGACGUUCCUCCAGAGUACACGUCAUUUCAAGACGUUCCUCCAGAGUACACGUCAUUUCAAGACGUUCCUCCAGAGUACACGUCAUUUCAAGACGUUCCUCCAGAGUACACGUCAUUUCAAGACGUUCCUCCAGAGUACACGUCAUUUCAAGACGUUCCUCCAGAGUACACGUCAUUUCAAGACGCGCCUCCAGAGUACACGUCAUUACAAGAUGUCCCUUUACAGUACACGUCAUUACAAGAUGUCCCUUUACAGUACACGUCAUUUCAAGAUGUCCCUUUACAGUACACGUCAUUUCAAGAUGUCCCUUUACAGUACACGUCAUUUCAAGAUGUCCCUUUACAGUACACGUCAUUUCAAGACGUUCCUCCAGAGUACACGUCAUUACAAGAUGUCCCUUUACAGUACACGUCAUUACAAGAUGUCCCUUUACAGUACACGUCAUUUCAAGAUGUCCCUUUACAGUACACGUCAUUACAAGACGUCCCUUUACAGUACACGUCAUUACAAGAUGUCCCUUUACAGUACACGUCAUUUCAAGAUGUCCCUUUACAGUACACGUCAUUACAAGACGUCCCUUUACAGUACACGCCAUUACAAGACGUCCCUUUACAGUACACGUCAUUACAAGACGUCCCUUUACAGUACACGUCAUUAAAUGACGUCCCUUUACAGUACACGUCAUUACAAGACGUCCCUUUACAGUACACGUCAUUACAAGACGUCCAUUUACAGUACACGUCAUUACAAGACGUCCCUUUACAGUACACGUCAUUACAAGACGUUCCUCCAGAGUACACGUCAUUACAAGACGUUCCUCCAGAGUACACGUCAUUUCAAGACGUUCCUCCAGAGUACACGUCAUUUCAAGACGUUCCUCCAGAGUACACGUCAUUUCAAGACGUUCCUCCAGAGUACACGCCAUUUCAAGACGUUCCUCCAGAGUACACGCCAUUUCAAGACGUUCCUCCACAGUACACGUCAUUUCAAGACGUUCCUCCAGAGUACACGCCAUUUCAAGACGUUCCUCCAGAGUACACGCCAUUUCAAGACGUUCCUCCACAGUACACGUCAUUUCAAGACGUUCCUCCAGAGUACACGUCAUUUCAAGACGUUCCUCCAGAGUACACGCCAUUUCAAGACCCUAAUGGAUUCCAAAAGGAGCUCAAUACUCAGGAUGUAGAGUAG